AAGUGGCAUGCUACUGGGGAAACAGACAGUGGAGUAGAAUAUAAGUGAGACAGAAGUCCUGCUGCUAUAUCUCCUAAAUACAGACAAGAUGGAAAACGCAUAUAUCGACAGUUUAAUUCUGAAGCUCCACGAUGUGGACGCGGUGAAGUUCGGGGAGUACAAGCUGAAGAGCGGCAUGAUGACACCCAUUUAUAUUGACCUCAGGGUGCUCGUGUCCCACCCCAAGCUCAUGAACCAGGUUUCAAGUCUCAUCUACGAGCGAGUGCAAGAAGAGGGGCUUCAGUUUGACUCGGUGUGCGGGGUCCCAUACACAGCCCUGCCUAUGGCCACAAUCAUCUGUUCCAGACAUGAACUGCCUAUGCUCAUCAGGCGAAAGGAGGCCAAGGACUAUGGAACCAAGCGUCUGGUGGAGGGCUCAUUUCAGGAGGGGGAUAUAUGUCUGAUUAUUGAAGACACUGUGACCAGCGGCAGCAGCAUCCAGGAGACCGCUGAAGUGCUCUACACAGGGGGGCUGAAGGUGACGGAUGCCGUGGUGCUGAUGGACAGAGAGCAGGGCGGUGUGGAGAUGUUGGCUUCUAAGGGCAUUCGGCUCCAUCCCAUCAUCCCCAUGUUCAAGCUGCUCAACGUGCUGCUGGCAGCCGAGCGCAUCGACGCCAAAACAGCACAGAGCGUCCGCGAGUUCAUCCUGGACAACAACACUUUCAGCCCCAAGAAGGAGAACAGCAAUGGAGUUUCUGCGACCAAAAAGCUGUGUUUGGAGCAGACGACGGAGCUGAGCUACGCAGAGAGAGCCAAACUACCAAACGUCCACCCUCUGGCGGCGAAGCUGCUGAACAUCAUGGAGGAGAAGAGCUCCAACCUGUGUGUGUCCUUAGACCUGACAAGCAGCGAGGAGCUCCUGCAGCUCGCCGACUCCCUGGGCCCCCUCGUCUGCAUCCUGAAGACCCACGUAGACAUCCUGAAGGACUACACAGCGGGUUUCACUCAGAAACUGCAGGCUCUGGCUGAGAAACACAACUUCCUCAUCUUCGAAGAUCGCAAGUUCGCUGACAUUGGAAACACAGUCAAGCAUCAGUAUGAUGGUGGUGUGUACCAGAUUUCGUCCUGGUCCCACAUAGUGAAUGCCCACGUGGUGCCGGGCCCCGGGGUGGUGCAGGGCCUCGGUGCUAUAGGGAAGCCUCUGGGCCGUGGCUGCUUGCUCAUAGCACAGAUGAGCUCCCAGGGAUCUCUGGCUACUGGGGAGUACACCCAGGCUGCGCUGAAGAUGGCCGAGGACCACUCAGACUUUGUGAUUGGCUUCAUCUGUGGCUCUAAGAUCACAAAGAGGCCAGAGUUCAUCCACAUGACCCCCGGGGUGCAGAUGAAGGCUGGAGGUGAUGGGUUGGGCCAGCAGUACACCACGCCAGAGGAAGUCCUCUGCAACAAAGGCUCUGAUGUCAUCAUCGUGGGCCGCGGUAUCCUGGAGGCUCCUGAUAGGCGGACAGCCGCUGAAUUAUACAGGAAGUGCGGCUGGCAGGCGUACACAAAGAGACUUGGCCAGAGCGGCCAAUAGGAGUUAGGGAGGCAUCAAUAUGUCUUAUUUUAACUUAACCUGCCGCAAUUAAGGAUCUCUGUGGGAUGACCGUCUUUUUUUCAUUUCCGAGGAACACCAGGGUGCACUAGUUGUAUACAUAGAAACAUAUGUAGACUUUUGCAGGACUUACCUGGCUGCUGUGGGGAUUUGGACACUUUACUUUGGAGCUAAUGUUAAUGCACUCUUUUGAUUCUGUCCUAUUUUCAUUACGCUGCUUUACCAGUGUUCUUCUGAUUCCUUCCUAUGAAUAAAUUGCAAAUCUCGGGGCAGGUUUAAACAUAUUUGGGGAAAUGUUUCAGUAUUAUUAGGUGCAUUAUUUAGAAUAGGUACGUUUUUUGUUUUGUUUUGUUUGCUGUUGAACUCCCAAUUUCCCUGAUGGCAAUUGUGUUAAAUCUGAAAUUUGAGGUGUCAUUUCCUUGACAAAGACUAUAGCUUUUCUUCAUCACAAACCUGCCAUUCCUGAGUAUCCCUUCAUAUAAUUGCCAAAAUAUUAGACCAAGAUCUUAAGCACAUAUUAGAGUGGGUAAACCUUUUAAAUGGAUGUAUAAUAUUAAGGUUGCAUUUCAGGGAAUUUUUGUUGGGUCUUUAAUGUUUAACUAGUUCCUGAGUAUCAGUAUUACAAAUAUUUUAACAGUUAGUUCAUUUCAUAGCAAACGGACUGACUUGAUCCCAAUUCAGUAGAAUGAUGGAUGUCACAUCUUUCAAAUGUCAAGAGUCCUGACUUGAUUUUGCAGCUUUGAACACUUAAAUUAAUUAAUUUCACAGGUGGUGGCUUUUUUUGUUGUUGAUUUGCCUCAUUGAUUGGAAUACCCUAUUUUUUUACAACUUGCGGUCCAUUUGAACAGUGUUUGAUAUUUAUUUUACGACCUGUUCCAAUGAUACACGUCUGAACUAUCAGAUUGUUUAAAUUACAAGAUGAGAGAAGGCCUAAUACGAUCAAGUUAUUCUAGACAAUUUGAUGGAGUCCUAUGUUUGCCGUCCAUAUUGUUUAACUUACUGAGGUGACAUCCAUUUUUUUGAUAAAUAGAUACAAUGUCAGUUAUAGAGUGAAUGAUCCCAGUUGUUCUGCAUUGUUUAUUGUCCGUCAAGUUAAAAAACAAGUUCUAUUAAUUAAAGAGAGAAUUGUUUUCCAUUUGUGACACAAACAUUUAAACGUUUUGUAAAUGUGUCCUAGAGCCACGACAGUUAUGCUGUUAUUAGGCCUACAUGCAGGGAUAUGGUUAUCUUGAUUUAAUGCUUACAUUUAAAGUUUCUUAUACAUUGAUACCUGGUUUGGCUUUUUCUCUCCAUGUACUUUCAUAUUAUGACUAAAAGAAGCAAUAAAAUGUCUUAAGUAUUACGGACUAUUUCCAAUAAACAUUGUGUUGAAAAACC
Messenger RNA from Gymnodraco acuticeps, 2947 nucleotides. It is a transcript of the gene umps, whose product is annotated as uridine monophosphate synthetase. Gene Ontology annotation, biological process: 'de novo' UMP biosynthetic process; 'de novo' pyrimidine nucleobase biosynthetic process. Lineage: Eukaryota; Metazoa; Chordata; Actinopteri; Perciformes; Bathydraconidae. The transcript has 10 exons. The record is from RefSeq and is a predicted model, not a curated record. Gene Ontology annotation, molecular function: orotate phosphoribosyltransferase activity; orotidine-5'-phosphate decarboxylase activity. The coding region runs from base 89 to 1552 and encodes 487 amino acids.